AUGGGGAAUGACCUUGCAGGUGGUAAAGUGUUUUCCUGUCCAGAUGUUGUAAAUGAGCCUAGCGCCUGUGAUCAGUCUGAUGUUUCUAAACUGUUUUCCUCUGCAUUCCCUGCCUGUGAAGUGAUAUGUGGACAAUCGCAAAAGUUCAGAGAUGAUGUGGAUCUCUCUGACUCAUUCCUGGUUUCCGAGUCAACUCCUACUGAGUGUAAACUGUCUGGCCCAAAAUCUGUGUCUGUUGUUUCCAGUGCUGUCACGUCGACUGCUUCUAGUCCUGAGGUGGAUGGACUGGUCAAAAGGGAUGCUCAAAUCUCCUUGUACAUCCUCACAGCACUGCCCCCUGCUGGCCCAACAAACCCUAGACCAGCACAGGAACCCUCUGCACCUCAAAUAAACCUUUACAUCUCCGGCAUUCCACAACAGGACAAGAUAAAUGCAGUAGAACUUCUGAAACAAGCACCUUUACAGCAUCUAGUGGUGGCUAACCCAGAGUCACCACCCGGUCUGCCAUACCCUGCCCCAUACAACUCGAUCCUGCCUCAGAACACCCUAAUGAUGCCAGUCAGCAUGCCCUUUCAGGCCUUUCCACACAUGGUCCCUGUCCCUCCCCAGGUCAGUCCACUACAGAGCUCCACUUUACUCGGCCCACAGGUGAACCCAUACCUUCAGCCUGUAAAUCACCUCCUAGGUCCUCAAAAUUUUGGCCCAAGCUCAUUUUAUCCACAGAUGUAUCCUUUCAAACCCUAUGGUAACUAUGGCGUGCCCAAUAUAGCCAUAUCACCCCCUAUCAUAUUUAGGGAGUGUGGGCAGACAGCUACAACACAAGUGUAGUUUGAUGUCAAAUGAUAGCCUGUAUAUCACCU
This is a messenger RNA of Myxocyprinus asiaticus (Chinese sucker), 860 nucleotides long. RefSeq lists its product as uncharacterized. The transcript is spliced from 2 exons. The record is from RefSeq and is a predicted model, not a curated record. Bases 1 to 828 code for a protein of 275 amino acids. NCBI's taxonomy places the organism in Eukaryota, Metazoa, Chordata, Actinopteri, Cypriniformes, Catostomidae.